CCGGCACCGACACAAAAAUUGUCAUCAGAAGUCAGUAUUUUUAUGAUGUUUCCGUUCUUCAUGUUCAUCUAUUAUGUACAACUACUUUUGUUCACUACGACCACGUUGACCUUCAUUUGAGUAUACAUUAAAGGAGAGUCGUUUACGUACAGAGGACCCUGAAAAUGAUGAAUCUUAAACGUGAGCGUAGUGCCAGCGAGGAGGCGACAGACCACGAGCUUAAGAAGCUGAAGGAGGAGCUCACUUGUUCCGGAGCAGUAGGACAGGAGCUUCCGAAUUUCUUAGGCCAAAAUCUUAUGAACAAACGGACACGCUUGUGGAGGAGGUCAAAAUUUGGGGAAAUUUAGGGGAUAUUAUGGCUCCCUAAUUUUCCCUAAAAUUCGUAUGUGGGUUUACGCGUGUCCGUUUGUUUCUAAAAAUCACGACAGAAGUGGAAGUGCCUCUUCUGGCUUGGGAAGUGCAGGAAGUGGCAAAAUCAUCACCACAACGCCAGUGGCAAAUGGCAGUGGGGGUCCGAAUCAUGUUCAUAGCAUCAUGGAAACGGGGGCGAUCGCUGGAGCUGGAAGUAUGAACGUAUCAGAAAAUGUCUCCACAACGUCAAGUAGAAAUGCAACCGUUGCUGAUGGUGUUGGAGAUAAGCAGCAAAUGCCGACAAGCGCAGGUAGUGCUGGACGUGAACAAGACCAGAAUGGAAAAAUAAGCGUCGAAGGUGGUAACCACGGCGAAAGGGCAAAGGAGACUCCUCGUGUAGGCGGUGCCUCUAGCUCAUCUUCCACAAGUGCGCUCGUUGAGAUCGACGAGACAAAUGAGGAGUUGCUAGCUCAAGUCACUGUGCCGCCAAACCCCUUUGGGGAAACGACUGAGACCCCACGUGCUGCGGAAAGUGCUUUUGGUGUUGGCUCGUUCUUCCUUCCAAGUAAGCGGGAACAAGCAGGUACUGGUGAGAAGUUGGGCUUGGGAUCGUCUUCUGCAGUUGGUCUACUUGGUAUUUCUUCUGGGCCUGCUCCUGAUUCAACUCCGUCUACUGUGGCAUCAGGCCUGGACACGAAGCCUGCAGGCGGACUCUUUUCAACAUCUGCGUCCACCGGGACAUUUGGCUCAUUUGGGUCUGGUAAAGAUACCGUGGUGACCAACUUCUUUAUUGGUUUAUAUGCAUGUGCUUUCAUAGCCACAGUGGUGAAAUUGCAACUGUCUGGCUUCCUCCCAUGUGAUUGCAAUUUUUGUUGUCCUGUCUCGUGAACAUAAGUAAGUGUAAGUGUUAUACUAAAAAGAAAAACUUGGUUAUACUUCUGAAACAUAGCAGGUACCUCUAGUUCGUCAACGGGUGGCUUUUUGUCGUCACUAGGGAAGCACACUGGUGGAUUUGCCGCACUUUCCGCAUCGUUAAAGAGUGCAGGACAAGACGGUACUGGUACAUCACAGACGAGUACAGGUGGAUGGGGCACGAUGUCCUCUUUUCUCAAACCGCAGUCAACAUUUUUUGGGGCAAAGCCUCCAAGUGAACAAGCUGCGACAGGAGGCGGUCUGUUUUUCAAGCUGAGUCCUAGUACAACCCCCUCAGCACCAGGCGCUGCUGUUGCACCGUUAUUCUCGACAAGUUGUAGCGGAACAUCAACUAAAAGUUCUAAUGCUAGUCGUGUUACAACCACAACCAGCUUCUUGUUCGCAAACGCGAGUGCGAGUCCCGGGGUCGUGCCCGCUCCUUCAUCGUCGCUUUCUUCGAACACCGGAAGUACUCCAGGUAGCACAAUAUUUUCAGGUCCAGAGGAAACACAUGAGCAGGAUUCAACAUCAAAUGCGGCGAUUUCUAAGACUAGAGUGCCUCCAGCCACGCUAAAGCAGGCGCGUGAGAUUGCGGCUAGAAUCACUAAUUCUGUUGGGUCUGUAGGGGCUCCUCCGUCGAAGGAACACGUGUUAUUCGAGGCGCCAUGUAAGGCUUUCGAACUCCGGAGGCAGGUACUUAUGGUUUUCUUGGUCUUCUGAUACUGAUUUUUAUGAAAUGCACUCCGUAACCGUAGUUGUUGAACUUGCAAAGACGUUUAUUGUAGUUUUCACGAACUUUUACUUUUGGGAACAAAUAUGAAUGAAUGUAAUACUUCGCGAUUGACGAGGACUGUGACACUCAUAUGAACUCUCUCAGACCUCUGAAGAGAGGCAACAAGCAGCGGCGACGAAGGAGAAAGCUGCACCAGAAGGCACGACGACGUUGUCCUGGAAGCAGAGGACUGACAUUGGACUUCUCUGUCUGACGCUGCACGAGGAGAACAAGAUGGCUGCGGGAACAGCGUCAUCGUCGAGCGCUGAUAGUAUUAAGACUUCCCUCCGGAGAUUUCCCAUUUUGGAAAGCAUCUUGAACCUCUCGCGCAAGGGGGAAUCGGGUCCAAGAUGCAUCUCAAAAUGGGGGAUAAUUCCCGGAACAAGGUCUAAUGAUACCCUUGCUGCGCAACCGUCAGAAGCAGGUAGUAGCUCGUCACCUCUUCGACUCGCGGUUCGUCAAAAAGGAUCGCUGCGGCUAGUCUUGAAUACACCGAUAUUGCUGCCAGAGGGUCGUGCUUCAUCUGAGCCUUCUACUGCGCCAGCUGCUUCGAAUCCAAAAGAAUCAAAAACGGGAGAAGCAUCUGAUUCUGAAGCAACAGCUUCUUCAUCUUGUGGUACAACUAAGAAUGACAAAACUUCUUCCUCCUCUUCCUCACACAACAUUAAUAGAGUUGGUAGCAAUUCGGUUUCUUUCCUGGGGAUUGGCGAGGAGGACGGAAAAGCAGUCCCUGCUUUCUAUCGCUUGAACCUGAUGGGUAAUGAGAAGCGGGAAGCCUUCAUCACGAUGCUGGAGACGGUUAUUGCGGAAUUGAAAAGAUGACGACUUCUGAGAAGCUGCUAUCUGAAUGUGAUUUCUGACAACAUGAUCAAACCACGAUUUAACAAACGUUUUUUUAUCAGAUUUUGCUAAUCAUGUUGGAGGCUUCCUCCACCAGAGAAACCCCGUCCCCCAUCCUUUCGGGGAGCCCCCAUCCUUUAAAUAUAAUUGUGAAUGUUUUCAAAAUGACCAUCACCUGUGGAUCCUUCAAGAAGAUUGC
Amoebophrya sp. A25 is the source of this 3074-nucleotide messenger RNA. The record is from the annotation of a GenBank genome assembly. NCBI's taxonomy places the organism in Eukaryota, Dinophyceae, Syndiniales, Amoebophryaceae.